This is a messenger RNA of Camelus dromedarius (Arabian camel), 2202 nucleotides long. RefSeq names its product dopa decarboxylase (gene DDC). Gene Ontology annotation, biological process: catecholamine metabolic process; serotonin biosynthetic process; amino acid metabolic process. The record is from RefSeq and is a predicted model, not a curated record. Gene Ontology annotation, molecular function: pyridoxal phosphate binding; aromatic-L-amino-acid decarboxylase activity. NCBI's taxonomy places the organism in Eukaryota, Metazoa, Chordata, Mammalia, Artiodactyla, Camelidae. The transcript has 16 exons. Gene Ontology annotation, cellular component: cytoplasm. The coding region runs from base 235 to 1677 and encodes 480 amino acids.
AACAUGCGAGCUCAGGGAAACGCACAGAUGUGAAGCCCUGAGAGUGACUUGAUUAAAGCAACGCCUCCCCCUGCUUGGCCCCGCUCUCCUCAGUCCCGGAAAGGAGCCGAGGCCCAGAGGAGCUGGAACUCCCAGCAACUCUCGUCCUCGGAGCCGUUAAUAGCAACAUAACAGAGCGAGUGGAAACGACUUUCCAGGCUGGUUCCUGCUUUGCCCCGACGAAGCCCGGUCACCAUGAAUGCAGAUGAAUUCCGAAGGAGAGGGAAAGAGAUGGUGGAUUAUGUGGCUGACUACUUGGAAGGCAUCGAGGCACGCCAGGUCUACCCCGACGUGGAGCCCGGCUACCUGCGCCCUCUGAUCCCCCCCACUGCUCCCCAGGAGCCAGACACCUUUGAAGACAUCAUUAAUGACGUGGAGAAGAUAAUCAUGCCAGGGGUGACCCACUGGCACAGCCCCUACUUCUUUGCCUACUUCCCCACGGCCAGCUCGUACCCGGCCAUGCUCGCAGACAUGCUGUGCGGGGCCAUCGGCUGCAUCGGCUUCUCCUGGGCCGCCAGCCCGGCGUGCACUGAGCUGGAGACGGUGAUGAUGGACUGGCUGGGGCGGAUGCUGCAGCUGCCCGAGGCGUUCUUGGCUGGAGAAGCCGGAGAAGGGGGCGGGGUGAUCCAGGGAAGCGCCAGUGAAGCCACGCUGGUGGCCCUGCUGGCCGCUCGGACCAAAGUCACACGACGCCUGCAGACCACCUCCCCGGGGCUGACGCAGGCCGCCGUCAUGGAGAAGCUGGUGGCCUACGCGUCCGACCAGGCCCACUCCUCGGUGGAGAGAGCCGGACUGAUCGGGGGAGUGAAGCUGAAGGCGAUCCCUUCCGAUGGCAAGUUUGCCCUGCGAGCUUCUGCCCUGCAGGAGGCCCUGGAGCGCGACAAAGCCGCAGGCCUGAUUCCUUUCUUCGUGGUGGCUACCCUGGGAACCACGUCCUGCUGCUCCUUUGAUAAUCUCUUAGAAGUGGGGCCCGUCUGUCACAAGGAGGGCGUGUGGCUGCACGUGGACGCGGCCUACGCAGGCAGCGCCUUCAUCUGCCCCGAGUUCCGGCACCUCCUGGACGGAGUGGAGUUUGCAGAUUCGUUCAACUUCAACCCCCACAAGUGGCUCCUGGUGAACUUCGACUGCUCUGCCAUGUGGGUGAAAAAGAGAACCGACCUGACCGGAGCCUUCAAGUUGGACCCCGUCUACCUGAAGCACAGCCACCAGGACUCAGGCCUCAUCACCGACUACAGACACUGGCAGCUGCCGCUGGGCCGAAGGUUCCGCUCCUUGAAAAUGUGGUUUGUUUUCAGGCUGUACGGAGUCACGGGCCUGCAGGCCUACAUCCGCAAGCACGUCCAGCUGUCUCACGAGUUUGAGUUUCUGGUGCGCCAGGACCCCCGCUUUGAGAUCUGCGCGGAGGUCACUCUGGGGCUGGUCUGUUUUCGGCUAAAGGGCCCCAACAGCCGGAACGAAGCUCUUCUGGAGAGAAUCAACAGUGCCAGAAAAAUCCACCUGGUGCCCUGCCACCUGCGAGACCAGUUCGUGCUGCGGUUUGCCAUCUGCUCCCGCACGGUGGAGUCGGCCCACGUGCGGCUGGCCUGGGAGCACAUCCGGGGGCUGGCGGCCGAGCUGCUGGGGGCCGAGAAGGAGUGAGGGUGGCCGGCAGAGAGCAAACGUUGAAAUGAAGUUAUCUGAGUACCUGGAUGAGAGGAAAAACAUGUGUUGUCCUUGCUCCAGGAAACCACGCCUGUAUGUGGCCCCACGCAUCUUGUCUCCAAAGUUAUCCAGAGAAAAAGCUCGUGAUUACACCUGUUCAGUCUCUCAUCAGCGAAGAAUAUUAUCUGCUCCGUGAAAAGUUAACCCCAGUGGACAUAGCUUUUAUUCAUUAUUCGGCUGUGAUGUUUUGGUGAUUAAAAAAAAAAAUCAUAGGUGUGUGACUGAGAUGUGAUGCUGUACCCCGGAAAAUGACCCAGCGUUGUCAACUGAUGGUACUUCAACUAUAAAAAAAAAUUUUUUUAAGUAUAGAUUUCUGUGCUCUUGAAGUUGUCAGUGAUGGUAAAGGCUUAUGAAAACAUUCUCCAGGGCAAUCUGUGAUUAUGGGUCUUGAGAUUAUGCCUGUGGUCUGUAAACUGUUCUGUCAUGUGGGCUCAAUGUUUAAUAAAUAAUUUGAAAUGUAAA